CACCGCCGUCCGCCCCCCCAACCUGAGUGUCACACAGCCAGGUGUCAGGAGCCAGGAUCCCCCCGCGCCGCCGACACCAUGAGAACGCACGCCGCGCUCACCGCACUGGCCCUGCUGGGCCUGCUGCUCUGCUCCACGCCCUGCCUCCGGGCCGAGGAGGCCGGAGACGCCAAUGAGACGGAGGACGCCUCGCCGGGGAUGGAGGUGGAGGACGGCGAGGAGACGACCGAGGCAGUCGAGGAGAAGCCCAAGAAGGAGAAGACGACGGAGAUCGAGGAGGAGGCGGACGUGAUGGUGCUCCACAGCGUCAACUUUGCGCGGGCGCUCGACGAGAGCCGCUUUCUCUUGGUGGAGUUCUAUGCUCCGUGGUGCGGUCACUGUCAGAAGCUGGAGCCAGUGUACGCGGAGGCGGCGACCACGCUGAAGGGGGCGGAGCUAGCGGUGAUGCGGCUGGCCAAGGUGGAGGCCACCGAGGAGAAGGAGCUGGCGGAGGAGUUUGAGCUGGGCAGCUUCCCCACGCUCAAACUGUUUGUGGACGGGGACCGCAAGAACCCUGUAGAGUACACAGGUAAGAGGACAGCCGAGGGGAUAGUCCAGUGGAUGAUGCGUCGUGCUGGUCCCGGUGCUGCUGUGCUGGAGACCCCCGACACUGCGACUCAGCUGAUCAACACACACAACAUCACCGUAGUGGGCUUCUUCAACAGUCUGGAGAGCGAGGAGGCCAAAGUGUUCAACGGGGUCUUCCUGGACAUGGCAGACAUUGAGUUUGCCGUGACGACCAGCCCUGCUGUGAUGGAGAAGUACGAGGUCAAAGCGAGCUCAGUGGUGCUCUUUAAAAAGAUUGAUGAUGAGAGGGCAGACUAUACAUUGCCUGAAGACGGGAAGCUGGACAGGGAUGAUCUGGUCAUGUUCAUCAAGAACAACAGCUUGGAGCUCAUCAUUCCUUUCAGCGAGCAGAAUGCGGAUAAGAUCUUUGGCUCCAGGAUCCAAACACACUGCCUGCUGUUCUUCAACUCCACGGCCGAGGCUCACUCAGCCCUGCUGGGGGACUACAGGACGGUGGCCAGGGAGUUCAAGGGCAAGGUGCUGUUUGUGACCAUUGAUGUUACGACCAACAUAGCGCACGUCCUCAAGUACUUCGGCCUGUCUGCGGGCGACGCACCCACAGUGCGCAUCAUCAACACCGAGCAUGUGACCAAGUACGCCCUCGGGGCCGGGGAGAUCACCGCGGCAACGCUGCGUCUCUUCUGCCAGGGGGUCCUGGAUGGCACCGUUAAGCCCCACCUCAUGAGUGAGGAGAUCCCCGAGGACUGGAACAAGGGUCCCGUCACUGUCCUGGUGGCCAAGAACUUUGAAGAGGUGGCCUUGGACACCACCAAGAACGUGUUCGUUGAGUUCUACGCCCCGUGGUGUGCCCACUGUAAGGAGCUGGCUCCCAUCUGGGACAAGCUGGGCGAGAAGUAUGCAGACCGCGAUGACAUCAUCAUCGCCAAGAUGGACGCCACAGCCAACGAGGUGGAAUCCGUCAAGGUCUCCGGCUUCCCUACCCUCAAAUACUACCCCGCCGGUGGCAAAGAGGAGGUUGUGUACUCUGGGACUAGGGACCUGGACACACUGUCCACGUUCCUGGACAACGGAGGAGUGUUGCCUGUGAAAGAGAAUAAAGAUGAGGAUGAGGAUGAUGAUGAUGAUGAUGAUGAUGAGGAGGAGGCGACCGGUGAGUCACCACAGCCACCAGUCAAUGAGACAUCGAAAGAUGAGCUGUAACACGCUUCGGUCUAUCAGGAACAAUCUAGUGGUUUCAAUCAAGUGUUUCAUAAUAAAAGCUGUUUGGUUAAUA
Messenger RNA from Gadus macrocephalus (Pacific cod), 1840 nucleotides. It is a transcript of the gene pdia2, whose product is annotated as protein disulfide isomerase family A, member 2. Gene Ontology annotation, cellular component: endoplasmic reticulum. Gene Ontology annotation, molecular function: protein disulfide isomerase activity. The coding region runs from base 79 to 1767 and encodes 562 amino acids. Gene Ontology annotation, biological process: response to endoplasmic reticulum stress; protein folding. The transcript has 11 exons. The record is from RefSeq and is a predicted model, not a curated record. Lineage: Eukaryota; Metazoa; Chordata; Actinopteri; Gadiformes; Gadidae.